CAGUGUAGGUUCCGAGUCCGACACACUAAAGGUCCGUUGCCAUCUCCAUCACCUCUCCGCUCUCCUCCCGCAAUGCUCAGCAGAAUACGGACACAGUUGUGCCGUGUGCACUAAAUUGCACGUAAAAGAAUUGCGCUUUUACCCCUUCUGACAGCGUUAAAUCGGGAUCCCAUAUCAAACAGAAAUCUAGAAACGGCGUUAGAAACGGCGUUCUGUAUGUUUAGCUCUAACAUUUCUAUCUCUACAGCGUUCUAUAUUUGCAGCUCUAACAUUUCUAUCUGUAUGCGCCCCAAAUCCAUUUCCUCCCAUAGAGGUACGAAAAUAUUUCGACGGAAGGUAUUUCCCCGUUUUCUCCGGGAUACAUCGAUUACUUCCGUGUCAAGCAGGAUCUCAAUUCCUAAAGUCUGUGAUGUCUCAAUCUGUUUAGGAAAGGUAUAGCCCAAUGUGUAACCCAUGGAGAGAGGGUGUAACCACCAUGAACCUUUGGAUCUUUCUGCUCUGUACAGAGAACACAUAGAGACAAGUUCAUAAAAACAACUUGCUCCAUCUUCUGGAAAUGUGUUUUUGUUAAGGAUCCCUUUGGCUGAUUGUAAAAAGAAGCAUCUUGGCGGAACACUAUGCUGAACCAGUGGCUGCAUUUAUGCCCUGUUCUAAGCACUUUGCUUGUCGUACUACAGUCUGAACGGUGACUUCUGCAGCUCACCUAAAAACAUGUUUGCACUUGUAAAAAAGGCAUUAUGUCUUUGUGUCAGCCUCAAGAGGUCAUAUAAUGCUGGCAUGUUUUCAUAUUUUUCUCCGGGACUAGAAAAGCCUCCUGGACAUUGUGUCACAUUCCCCAGGCAAUAUUGCUCAGAGACUGGCAAGGACACGGUAGAUAUGGCAUUGUUUCCUGUUGAAAACAUUAGAAAUUUCAGCAUAAUAGCUCAUGUAGACCAUGGGAAAAGUACUCUGGCAGACAGGCUGCUGGAGAUAACAGGAACAAUUGCCAAAGCUGACCAUAAUAAGCAGGUGCUGGAUAAAUUGCAAGUGGAACGGGAAAGAGGAAUCACUGUUAAAGCCCAGACUGCCUCUCUCAUUUAUAAUCACAAAGGAACAAAUUAUCUCUUAAAUCUCAUUGAUACGCCUGGCCAUGUAGAUUUUAGUUAUGAAGUAUCACGAUCAUUGUCUGCUUGUCAAGGUGUCUUGCUUGUAGUGGAUGCAAAUGAGGGUAUUCAAGCUCAAACGGUUGCAAACUUUUAUCUUGCCUUUGAAGCACAACUAUCAAUAAUUCCUGUUAUAAAUAAGAUUGAUCUAAAGAAUGCAGAUCCUGAGAGAGUAGAAAAUCAAAUUGAAACAGUAUUUGAUAUCCCCAAAGGAGACUGUAUUAGGAUUUCUGCUAAACUGGGAACAAAUGUUGAAAGAAUACUUCAGGAAGUUAUCGAAAGAAUCCCUUCGCCCAGUGCUAGCACACGUGACCCAUUGAAGGCUUUGGUGUUCGACUCCACCUUUGAUCAUUACAGGGGUGUGAUUGCCAACAUAGCAUUGUUUGGUGGAGAGGUUCAUAAAGGCCAUAGGAUAACAUCAGCUCAUACUAAAAAGGUUUAUGCAGUUAAUGAAGUGGGAAUUCUGACACCCAAUGAGCAGCCAACACAUAAAUUAUAUGCUGGCCAGGUUGGCUAUCUCAUUGCUGGAAUGAAAGAAGUCACGGAAGCCCAAAUAGGAGAUACAAUCUAUUUGCAUAACCAACCAGUGGAGCCAUUGCCUGGGUUUAAAUCAGCAAAACCAAUGGUCUUUGCAGGAAUGUAUCCAGUAGACCAGUCGGAAUAUAGUAACCUGAAAAGUGCUGUAGAGAAACUGACCCUUAAUGACUCCAGUGUUACUGUUCACCGCGAUACUAGCCUUGCCUUAGGAGCUGGAUGGAGGUUGGGCUUUCUUGGCCUUUUACAUAUGGAAGUUUUUAAUCAGCGUUUGGAGCAAGAAUACAAUGCAUCUGUCAUUUUGACAGCGCCCACCGUGCCCUAUAAGGCUGUUCUUUCAUCAGCAAAGUUGAUAAAGGAAUAUGGGCAAGAGGAGAUCACCAUAAUUAAUCCUGCUGAGUUUCCUGAUAAGUCAACAGUGGUGGAAUAUUUGGAACCUACUAUUUUGGGCACCAUCAUAGCACCAGAUGAAUAUAUUGGGAAAAUAAUAAGCGUCUGCCAGACCCGAAGGGCUAUUCAGAAGGACCUGGUGUACAUUGAUGACCACAGAGUCAUGAUGAAAUAUUUCUUUCCACUGAAUGAAAUUGUAGUAGACUUCUACGAUGCUCUGAAAUCCCUCUCCUCUGGAUAUGCCAGUUUUGACUAUGAAGAUGCAGGAUACCAAGCUGCAGAUCUUAUCAAAAUGGAUAUUCUUUUAAAUGGAAAUGUUGUAGAAGAGCUGGUAACUAUUGUUCAUAAGGACAAAGCAUACACAGUUGCUAAGGCUAUGUGUGAACGAUUAAAAGAUGUUAUUCCAAGACAACUAUUUGAGAUAGCUAUCCAGGCAGCUGUUGGAAGCAAAAUAAUUGCGAGAGAAACAGUGAAAGCUUAUAGAAAAAACGUCCUGGCAAAAUGUUAUGGAGGAGAUAUUACACGGAAAAUGAAGCUAUUGAAGAGGCAAGCAGAAGGAAAGAGGAAGUUGAGAAAAAUUGGGAAUGUGGAAGUACCAAAGGAUGCAUUCAUCAGUGUCCUAAAGAGACAGCCUGACAAGUAGUUGGAAGUAACUGUUUGACAGACUAGUGCUGUUUACAAGGUGGGCAUCCUGCCUUGAAUGUAAUCUAUGUGAAUAUAUACAGCUCAAGACUAUGAAGUUUUAUGAAUGUAAAUAUACACUUUUGAGAAGAAGUCUACUUAUAAGAACAUUUACAAAUGAUAAUAGGUGGCUAGAAAGCCCAUGACUGUUCAAUAAAAUAUUCUGGCUGAUUGUGAUGGCAUAAUGAUAACAUAACACAACAUCUUUUAUUACAU
Messenger RNA from Rhineura floridana, 2963 nucleotides. RefSeq names its product GTP binding elongation factor GUF1 (gene GUF1). The transcript has 18 exons. Gene Ontology annotation, cellular component: mitochondrion. Gene Ontology annotation, molecular function: GTPase activity; GTP binding; mitochondrial ribosome binding. Gene Ontology annotation, biological process: positive regulation of translation. The record is from RefSeq and is a predicted model, not a curated record. The coding region runs from base 712 to 2709 and encodes 665 amino acids. NCBI's taxonomy places the organism in Eukaryota, Metazoa, Chordata, Lepidosauria, Squamata, Rhineuridae.